CACUUUCGUCGAUGACUGGCUUCAGUCUGUGGACUCAGUAGCUGAGAUGACAAAGCUGGCCCAGGCUGUAAAACUAAUUCAUGCUGAUGGAGGAUUUGACAUGCGACACUGGACAUCCAAUUCUCAAGCAGUGGUCUGUGCUCUUGAGAAUAGAUAUGACAUGUUGGACAAGCCAAUUUGUUACCCAGACGUUGGUGCGGAAAAGGUUCUGGGCAUGUGGUGGCAACCUGGAGAAGAUUGUCUAACGUUUAUGGUGAAGCCAGAUACGAUCGCAAAGGCUCUGCAUGGUCGGCCAACUAAACGCCGCGUCCUGAGCAUGAUUAUGACCAUAUUCGACCCCCUUGGAAUUGUUGGAUUUUUCAACAUACGCGCAAAAAUCAUUCUGCAAAAUAUAUGGAGGAGUGGAGUCGGAUGGGAUGAGCCGCUCAAAGAAGAAGACGAGGCAGACUGGCGUCGUUGGUUGGAUUUGGUGCCAACGUUAAACAAUCUGCGUAUAGCCCGAUGUUUGAAAGGAGUUAGUGCAGCUAGAUGUCUGGAAAUGCAUACAUUUGUAGACGCAAGUGUUAAUGCAUACGCUGCCGUCGUAUACAUCCGAGCUGAAGUAGACGAUCAAGUUCAUUGCAGCCUUGUAGCGUCGAAAACAAGGGUUGCUCCAUUGAAACCAAUUUCGAUACCUCGCAUGGAACUCAUGGCUGCUGUUUUGGGACUGAGGUUGGCCAGAUGUAUCGAGUCUGAAAUGUCAGUACACGUUGACAAGAAAGUAUUCUGGACAGACUCUAGAGACGUUCUAUUCUGGAUACGUUCGGAUGUUCGUAAAUUUCACCAAUUUGUUGCACUCCGCAUUGGCGAAAUCUUAGAAGGAUCAGAUGUGAGUAACUGGAGAUGGGUCCCGUCAGCGCAAAAUGUGGCCGACGAUGGUACCAAAUGGACAAGAACGCCUGUCAUUAACGAAGCGAAUAGGUGGUUCAGAGGGCCUGAAUUUCUAUAUUCGGAUGACUCUCAGUGGCCGCAGAUGAACAUUGAUGUGAGCCAACAUAGCAACACUAUUCUGCAACACGUCGAAGAGCAAUUGGAAGCCAUGUCACCUUUGAGCUGUAUCUCACCAGACCCAGAAAGAUUCAGCAAACUGGAGAGAUUAAGAGCCGCACAGUUACGAGUAUUGGAUUUCUUGCGAUCAAUUUUCAAGAAGAGCAUGGGAUCGGAAUUGAAGAAGUUAUUAUUACUUGAGCGGCCAAUCGAGAUGGAUAUCAUUCUAAUACGAGUGUGCCAGGAAACCGAGUAUUUCAGCGAGAUGAAAUGCUUGAGAACGGGAAGCAGUAUUAUGGAUCGGAAGAGCAAGCUAUUCAAAUGCUCUCCAUACUUGGACGAGCUGAGCAUACUGCGCGUCAAGGGAAGAAUCGACCUAAUAGAAGGAGUCGAAGUAAACCUAAAGCGACCCAUAAUCCUACCAAGAAGACAUCGAUUUACAUUUCUGCUGGUUGAGUCGUAUCAUCGCCGGUACCAUCAUCUGUACGACGAGAUCAUGGUCAAUGAACUACGGCAAAAGUUCCUGAUAUUUGGUCUGAGAGCCUUGGUGAGAGAGGUUUCUCAAACUUGUCCAGCAUGCCGGAUGAGGCGCGCGCGUCCUAGGCCUCCAGAAAUGGGAAGUCUACCGCGCGAGCGUUUGGCGCACCACAUGGCGCCGUUCACCUAUACAGGAGUGGAUUACUUUGGGCCCAUCGACAUCAUCGUUGGACGACGGCACGAGAAGCGCUGGGGUGUUCUGUUCACAUGCCUCACAAUUCGUGCCGUACACCUGGAUAUCGCAACGUCACUGUCAACCGACUCUUUUCUUUGUAUUCUAAAGGCAUUUAUAGCGAGACGUGGUUGCCCGCGACGAAUGAUGUCCGAUAAUGGGACUAACUUCCGAGGUGCGAGUAGAGUGUUAAAAGAUGAAGUGGAGCGUAUAUCGACCAGGGAUGUGGAGACCAAAUACCCAGAAAUGGAGUUCAUGUUCAUUCCGCCAGGCUCACCGCACAUGGGCGGUGCAUGGGAAAGAUUGGUACGCUCAACAAAGUCCAUUCUAACGGAGAUCUUGCCGCCUGGUGGAUUGCGAGAAGAAGUGCUUCGUGCUGCGUUGGCUGAUGUGGAGGGUAUUCUCAACUCACGCCCACUCACAUAUGUACCACUGGAAUCGGCAGACUCAGAAGCGCUUACACCGAAUCAUUUCCUCUUGGGCCACUCUAGUGGAAUUCGUGAACGAGACAGCAAAAUCCAUAACGGUGACAAGCUUGCCAAAGGAUUCAGAAUUUCGAGCCAGUUAGCCGAUCAGUUCUGGAAAAGAUGGAUUCGAGAAUAUCUGCCAACGCUUACGCGCCGUACCAAAUGGUUCCAACCGCCGCCAGAUUCGAUCGCCGUGAAUGACAUUGUUGUUAUCGCAGAUGAGAAUGGCAAACGAAACAGCUGGCCCAAAGGAGUUGUGGUAGAUGUUCACCGAUCGAGAGACGGUCAGGUACGGAGUGCCGUAGUGCGCACUCCAGAAGGUAUUGUGACUCGCCCCGCCGUAAAGCUAGCCAAAUUAGAUUUGAAAAUUGGUAAUACACAACGCGAAUGCUAGUGAAUUACGGGGUGGGGAAUGUUGGCGGGCGAACUAAAUUUUCUACUGGUGCUUCGCCAGCGCAUUUCCUACUGGGCAUUUGUAAUCGGUGAUUCUCUUUUAUGCAUUGGAAUUUCACCGUUACGUUCGCUAGAAGUAGCAAUGCAGCUGCAAAUUUCGGCAGCGUGAUUUACUUUGAAUUUGUAUUUGAGCCCAUGCAGAGGCAAAUAAUUGUUAACAAUUAAAUAGGGAUUUGAAGGUGUGCGCAGAGCACGAAUAUUUCAGCAAAUAUUGA
Molecule: messenger RNA, 2870 nt
Organism: Drosophila albomicans
Lineage: Eukaryota; Metazoa; Arthropoda; Insecta; Diptera; Drosophilidae
Exons: 2
Coding region: 47-2596 (849 amino acids)
Biological process (GO): DNA integration
Molecular function (GO): nucleic acid binding
Source: RefSeq, a predicted model, not a curated record